UUUCCCUGCUCUCCUCAGAUCCGAAAUUAUUCUUUUCGGUUCACCGAUUUCUAGCAUUUUAAUGGCGAUGAAGGUUCUUAUUUGAUGGGUUGAAGUUGAGGCACUUACUAUUGUGACACUUUGAAGGGCUUACUCAUGGCAAAGUCGAGACAGCAUUUUUCUGCUCAAGAUGAGUCGCCUAGAUCGAGGGAGUGGGAUGGCCUAUAUAAUGAAUACUUCAAUUCCGAAAUGCCUUCUACAAGCUGGAAGUCUGCUGGCUCUGAGGGACAACCACAGAAUUCGGCAGCUGCUCAGAAGGGUUUGAACAUGCAAUGGGUGGUACAACUCACUGAUGUCGCUGAAGGUUUACUGGCGAAGAUGUAUAGAUUGAACCAAAUUUUGGAUUAUCCAGAUUCAGUGUCACAUAUGUUUUCGGAUGCAUUUUGGAAGGCUGGUGUGUUUCCAAAUCAUCCCAGAAUCUGUGUGCUGGUUUCGAAGAAAUUUCCUGAGCAUCCUAAUAAAUUGCAAGUAGAACAGGUUGAUAAGAUAGCUCUGGAUGCUUUGCAUGAUAAUGCUGAAGUCUAUUUACAAAACUUGGAACCGUGGGUGCUGCUCCUCCUUGAUUUGAUGGCAUUUCGAGAACAGGCUUUGCGGCUUAUAUUGGAUCUAAGUAGUACAGUUAUUACCUUACUGCCUCAUCAAAAUUCGCUGAUUUUGCAUGCAUUUAUGGAUCUCUUCUGUUCGUUUGUUCGUGUUAACCUCUUUUCUGAGAAGAUUCCCAGGAAAAUGAUGGUGCAAAUGUAUAACCUUUUGCAUGCCAUGUUAAGAAAUGGCAGAGACUGUGAGUUUUAUCAUCGGUUAGUUCAGUUUAUAGACUCUUAUGAUCCACCAUUAAAGGGGUUGCAAGAGGACCUUAAUUUUGUCAGCCCCCGUAUUGGAGAGGUUUUGGAGGCUGUGGGUCCUGUUAUUUUUUUAUCUACUGAUGCAAAGAAGUUGAGAAACGAGGGGUUUUUAAGUCCGUUUCAUCCUCGAUAUCCGGACAUACUUACAAAUUCUGCUCACCCAAUGAGGGCUCAAGACCUAGCAAAUGUUAAUUCUUACAGGGAAUGGGUUCUCCUUGGAUAUCUUGUUUGCCCUGAUGAAUUACUUCGUAUCACUAGCAUUGACAUUGCUUUGGCUGCACUGAAGGAAAACUUAAUUCUGACAUUGUUCAGGGAUGAGUAUGUGCUAUUGCAUGAAGAUUAUCAGUUUUAUGUUCUACCACGUGUAUUAGAAUCAAAGAAAAUGGCAAAAUCUGGACGUGCAAAGCAAAAAGAAGCCGAUCUGGAGUAUAGUGUUGCAAAGCAGGUUGAGAAAAUGCUAAGUGAGGUGCAUGAACAAGCAUUAAUAUCUUGCGAUGCUAUACAUCGAGAGAGGAGAAUACUAUUGAAGCAAGAAAUUGGAAGAAUGGUUCUCUUUUUCACUGAUCAGCCAAGUUUAUUGGCUCCCAACAUUCAGAUGGUAUUUUCUACAUUGGCUUUAGCUCAAUCUGAGGUCAUUUGGUACUUUCAACAUGUUGGAGUUGGAUCACCUAAAUCUAAAUCUGCCAGGAUGGUACCAGUUGAGAUAGAUCCAAAUGAUCCUACAAUAGGGUUUUUGUUGGAUGGAAUUGACCGCCUUUGUUGUUUAGUGCGCAAGUACAUCUCAGCAAUAAGAGGCUAUGCUUUAUCAUACUUAUCAUCCUGUGCUGGUAGAAUCCGGUUUUUACUGGGUACUCCGGGCAUGGUGGCUCUUGACCUUGAUGCUACACUGAAAGGGCUUUUUCAGCAGAUAGUUCAUCAUCUUGAAAACAUACCAAAACCGCAGGGUGAAAAUAUUUCUGCCAUUACAUGCGAUCUCUCCGAUUUUCGUAAGGAUUGGUUGUCGAUAUUAAUGGUUGUCACAUCUUCUCGGUCAUCCAUAAACAUUAGACAUUUGGAGAAAGCUACUGUCUCCACUGGGAAAGAGGGAUUGUUAUCAGAAGGGAAUGCUGCUUUCAAUUGGUCCAGAUGUGUCGAUGAACUUGAAUCUCAGCUGUCAAAGCAUGGAAGUCUUAAAAAGUUGUACUUCUAUCACCACCAUCUUACAGCAGUGUUCAGGAACACCAUGUUUGGGCCAGAAGGGCGCCCACAACAUUGCUGUGCAUGGCUUGGAGUUGCUAGUAGCUUUCCAGAAUGUGCCUCUGCCGUAAUUCCAGAAGAGUUAACCAAAAUUGGCCGAGAUGCAGUUUUAUAUGUUGAAUCUCUGAUUGAGUCCAUCAUGGGUGGAUUGGAAGGACUAAUUAAUAUUCUUGACUCUGAAGGAGGAUUUGGCUCUCUUGAGGUUCAGCUUCUUCCAGAGCAAGCAGCAAUUCACAUGAAUUAUGCAACAAAAGCCUCAAACCCUACUAUGAAAUCUCCAAAAGGCAUGUCUGGUUUGCCAUUGCCUGGCCAUGAGAGCUUCCCGGAAAACAAUGGUUCUAUCAAGAUGUUGGAGGCUGCAAUGCAGAGGUUGACAAAUCUGUGCUCAGUUUUGAAUGAUAUGGAACCUAUAUGUGUUCUAAAUCAUGUCUUUGUUUUAAGGGAGUACAUGAGAGAAUGCAUCCUUGGAAACUUCAGGAGGAGACUUCUAGCAGUGUUAAAAACUGACAAUGAUCUUCAGCGGCCAUCCAUUCUGGAGUCACUGAUCCGCAGACAUAUGAGCAUAGUUCAUUUAGCAGAGCAGCACAUUAGCAUGGACCUGACCCAGGGCAUCCGCGAAGUCUUACUCACUGAGGCCUUCUCCGGACCAGUUUCUUCCCUUCAUUUAUUUGAAAAAUUGGCAGACCAAAAUACUGGAACUGCUGUUGAAGCCGUAUGCAACUGGUAUAUUGAAAACAUUGUGAAGGAUGUGUCUGGUGCCGGGAUUUUGUUUGCUCCAAUGCGCAAUUGUUUCAGGAGCACAAGGCCUGUUGGUGGAUAUUUUGCUGACUCGGUUGCAGAUCUAAAGGAGUUGAAAUCCUUUAUUCGUAUUUUUGGUGGCUAUGGGGUAGACAGACUAGACAGAAUGAUGAAAGAACACACAGCUGCGCUACUAAAUUGUAUUGACACAUCACUGCGCUUGAACCGUGAGGCACUCGAGGCGUUUGCUGGAAGCAUGCUUUCUGGUGACCUGGUAGAAAGAGAGGCAAAUUUGAAGCAGAUUGUGGACAUAGACACAGUGAUUGUAUUCUGCAUUCAGGCUGGCCAAGCUCUAGCUUUUGAUCGGCUUUUGGCAGAGGCUGCAGCUGCUAUGUUGGAUGAAGGUGCACCUCUAAUCUUUUCUUUGCUAGCUGAUGUAGCUAAGCAUUUACCUGAUGAGAUUCCUGACAAGGAGGAAAUUAAGAGGUUGAGGGUGGUGACAAAUAAUGUUGGUGUGGUUGGAGAUCAUGAUUCAGAAUGGGUGAGAUCAAUUCUGGGAGAGGUAGGUGGUGCCAAUGACGGUUCAUGGAGUCUACUGCCAUAUCUGUUUGCCGCAUUCAUGACAUCCAGUAUCUGGAACACAACUGCCUUCAAUGUUGACAUUGGGGGCUUCAACAACAAUAUCCACUGUUUGGCUAGGUGCAUCAGUGCUGUGAUUGCAGGCAGUGAGUUUGUUAGGUUGGAAAGGGAACAACAGAAGCAAUCCCUCUCAAAUGGGCAUGCUUCUGAGGUUACGGAGCCUGAAAUCCAUAACCGUUUUUCUGUUGAGGCAAAUAUAAAGUCUCUGAUGCACCUUUUUGUUAAAUGUGCCUUAGGGAUUAUACUGGAUUCUUGGAGUGAGAGUAACAGGUCCCAUCUCAUAGCAAAGCUGAUCUUCAUAGACCAGCUUUGCGAUUUCUCUCCUUAUCUUCCGAGAAGCACUCUUGAGCUCCAUGGUCCUUUUGCUGUUCUCCGUUCUAUAUACAGUCAGUACUAUUCAAAUUCUCCAUCCAUUCCACUGGCUUUGCUAAGCCCGUCACCUCGACAAUCACCCGCUUUAUCUGUCUUCCAUGCAUCUCCAACAUUCCGGCAGAACCGUGGUGAUUGGACACCUCAGUUAGGCACUUAUGAUUCAGGUCACGUAAAGGUGACAUCUGCUCAUAGCCAGGAGCAUAUCUAUGACAAUGAUGGUGGAAGCCUUCGUAGCGUUGACACCAACAGACAGCGGAACAUUCGUCGUUCUGGACCCUUGGAAUACAGUACAAGCAGGAAACUGAAAUUUGUUGAAGGCUCAACUUCAGCUAGCACGACUGGGCCAAGUCCAUUGCCAAGGUUUGCAGUGUCAAGGUCUGGUCCUUUAUUAUACAAGUAGGAAAUGAACAAUUUUGAGAAGAUUGUAAAUUAUUAUUGUUAAUUUGAUUGAUGAGAUAUUCAAAGAUUCAGUUACUUGAUAGUGUAUAUAAAUUAGGGGUACCCAAAAUCAUUUUUCCUAUAAUUUCC
This is a messenger RNA of Telopea speciosissima, 4394 nucleotides long. RefSeq names its product protein NAP1-like. The transcript has 24 exons. The record is from RefSeq and is a predicted model, not a curated record. Bases 136 to 4266 code for a protein of 1376 amino acids. Gene Ontology annotation, cellular component: SCAR complex. NCBI's taxonomy places the organism in Eukaryota, Viridiplantae, Streptophyta, Magnoliopsida, Proteales, Proteaceae. Gene Ontology annotation, biological process: cortical actin cytoskeleton organization; cell morphogenesis; cell projection assembly.